CUUUAUGAUCUUGUAAGUCUGGUGAUUUUAUGACGUAUUCUAUCUUCCCAGGAUUGAGCCUCAUUCGUCGGCAUUGGUUAUGCCAGACCUACAACAGCUUGGCAAAACAGAUCUACAGUGCAUUAGCGUCCGCCAACUUGCGGUCUACAGCGCUAUUCCAGCCUGUUAAUAGGCCCCUGUGGUGCAUCACCUCCCCCGAAUCAAGAAAAGGAACGUUCUGGUAUCCCAUGACAUGUUGACGUGUAGUUGUGCAGGAAGAACGGUCUGAUAUUGAAGACGCAAGCAUGCCGUUAUCCGAUUUAGAUGAAGUGUAUAUAAUAAGGCUCCAUUGUCUACUUCUUCCUUCAUUACUUAAACGUUGACGAAUCUCCGUAGGUACAUUGAAUGCGCUAUUGGUUACUGUAAAGUUCCCCUAUUAUAUUCAUAUCACUACUAUACUACGUCCUCACCAACAAUAUCUACAAUGGCUCGAACCAAUGCCACAUCGCGCUUUGCGCUUCCUCCAUUCUUUCUCGUUUCGAACGCCCUCGUAUGGAUUAGCUCUAUAAUUGUGAUGGGAAUUACUAGCUACUUCAUCAGUGAAAGCUCGUCUGUUGGUAACCAUAUAAUCUACGAGGAAGUCAUUUCCGUCCUCACUGUUGCAUUCUUCCUGGCCUCCUUCGUCCUUGGCACAUAUCCAGGCUACACUCUCAUAUUCAACAUAAUCUUCUCCUAUCUCUGGCUCGUUGUAGUUGUGUUCACCGCCGAGGAUUGGAGUUCUGAUUAUGCUGGUGCACUGGCUCACACCGUCGAAGCUUUCAGUUUCAUCGCCUUCUUCUUCCUCCUUUUCAAUGUUGUCUAUGAUUGGCACUUCUCUUACCGUGGUCACGUCCGCACUACAUCCGUUGUGUAACCACUUGAUGCAAUUGGAUAUUGAUGAGGUAUGAGGAUUGAAUUACGACAUAUUUAUAUGAAAUGUUAGCCUGGUAAUAUGCUUUGAUGCAAGAAAAUGAGUUGGGGAGCGAAGCGGACAUGAGCGCAAUGAGUAACUAAUAGUCAUGACUUAAGUAAAAUAAGGA
Messenger RNA from Hypoxylon trugodes, 1058 nucleotides. RefSeq lists its product as uncharacterized. The record is from RefSeq and is a predicted model, not a curated record. NCBI's taxonomy places the organism in Eukaryota, Fungi, Ascomycota, Sordariomycetes, Xylariales, Hypoxylaceae. The transcript is spliced from 3 exons. The coding region runs from base 464 to 892 and encodes 142 amino acids.